Arabidopsis lyrata subsp. lyrata is the source of this 3026-nucleotide messenger RNA. RefSeq lists its product as uncharacterized. NCBI's taxonomy places the organism in Eukaryota, Viridiplantae, Streptophyta, Magnoliopsida, Brassicales, Brassicaceae. Bases 269 to 2740 code for a protein of 823 amino acids. The record is from RefSeq and is a predicted model, not a curated record. The transcript is spliced from 5 exons.
CGGAACACAACCUCUCGAGUCUCGUGUUCGAAUCAUGCCUUUAUGGUUGCUUUACUACUUCUAGUGUGACUGGGAGACUUCGACGAGCUCUUACCGUCAAAAAAAUUCUAGGGUUUUCUUCUGAUCGGAAAAUUUUCCCGAAAAUCAUUGUGAAAUUGGGUUCAUCUUCUCUGCUUAGAAGCUAGAUUCUGGGUCUAUAAUUCGUUCUUUGCUUCAAAUUUCAGGAUCGGAUAGAGUUAUAUAUAUAUAUAGCCUGCUUAAGUUGAAUAUGACGAGGAAGUCGAAGAAGAAGUCUGCCUGGGCUAAGACAAUUCUGACCAAGGAAAUAAUUGAGAUCGAGUCUGAUACAGACGACACAGAUGAAGUUGGUGCUAGAAGAAAGUUGGAUUUUUGUGGUGAAGAGAAUGCCAAGUCUUCGCUGAACAAGGAAAUCAAGACUGAGUCACACAUAGAUGAAGUUUGUGGUAGAAUGCUGGAUCUUUGCGCUGAAAGGAACGCUCUAAGGGAUGAUGCUUUAGCUAAGAACCCCAAGAAAUCUGCUGUGGCUAAGAAGACCAUUGUGGACAAGGAAAUUAUUGAGAUUGAUUCUGACACGGACACUGAUGAACUUGGUGCUACAAAGUUGCCUUUUUGUGAUGAAGAGAAUGCAUCAUGGGAUAAUACUUUAGCUAAGAACCCGAACAAGUCUGCGGUGGCUAAGACCACUGUGAAGAAGGAAAUAAAGACCGAGUCAAACAUAGAUGAAGUUUGUGGUAGAAUGCUGCCUCUUGGUGAAGUGAAUGCAUCAGGGGAUGGUUCUUUAGCUAAGAAGUCUGUGGUGGCUAAGACCAUUGUGAAGAAGGAAAUCAUUGAGAUUGAGUCAGACACAGACACAGAUGAAGUUGCUGGUAGAAUGCCGGCUCUUUUUCGUGCCGAGAAUGCAUCAGGGGAUGAUGUUUUAGCUAAGAACUCAAACAUGUCUGCGGUGGCUGAGACAAUUGUGAAGAAGGAAAUAGUUGAGAUUGAGUCUGCCACAGACACAGAUGAAGUUGGUGGUAGAAUGCUGGUUCUUUGUGGUGAAGUGAAUGCAUCAGGGGAUGAUGUUUUAGCUAAGAACUCGAAGAAGUCUGCGGUGGCUAAGUCAAUUGUGAAGAAGGAAAUAAUUGAGAUUGAGUCAGCCACAGACACAGACACAGACACAGACACAGAUGAAGUUGAUGGUAGAAUGCUGGCUCUUUGUGGUAAAGUGAAUGCAUCAGGGGACGAUCUUUUAGCUAAAGAUGGCAAAAACAACAUGCAGCUUGUUUGUGUUGAUGAUUGCGAUUCCGGUUUGGUUCAUGAUUUGGAAUAUAAAAAGUACUUGGCACAUUUUAGCGAAAUCGGGAAUCUAUAUUUGCUUGAGGACAAUGUAAGGGAUAGUUCGCCGGUGCGCAUUAUGCACAAUGUCUCCUACGAUUAUGAAGAAUCUGAUAGGAGUAAAGGAAAAGCAGUAAAAACUGAGAAGAGUAAAGCAGGGAGAAAGGCAAAGUCUCCUACGAUUUCCAGUGUAUCCAAGAGGUUGAAGACUGAGAAGGGUAGAGUAGAUCAUAAGUCGACUUCGAGGACUGUCUUAAGGACCAAAGAAACCCAGCAAAAGAAAGGAGAUGCUCGACGUGGAAGAAAGAGUUCUGUGGCCAAGAACUCUAUCGAACUAAAGCCUAGAAGUUAUGUCAUAGACACAAAACAACAGAAUGGAGAUGCUCGACGUGGAAGGAAGAUUUUUGUGUCCAAGAACACUAUCAAAUUAAUGCCUGCAAGUUAUGUCAGAGACUCCCAAGAAAAGAAUGGAGAUGUUCGACGUGGAAAGAAAAUUUCUGUGGCCAGUAAAAACGUCAAAUUAAAGCAUACGAGAAAUGAUGAGUCUCAGACAAUUUUCAGAGCUUCAAAGAGACUGAAGACUGAGAUUGGGAGAGCAGAUAAUAACUCGAUUUCAAAGACUAUCCCAGUGUUGGUUAACACCAAAGAUAUCCAACGAAAGGAACGAGAGGCUUUGCGGUGUAGGAAGAUUCCUGUGACCAAGCACAAUAAUGACUCGAAAUAUAGAGCUAAUGUCAAAGAAAGCUUAUUUCACAGUUGCAAACAUGCCAAGCAGGAGAAUAAAGAGAGCCUAUCGUCAAUGGAUAAAACCUAUUCAUAUUACGUAGCUUAUCUAAGAGAUUCCAUUACCAUCUUCAAAUCGGAUCGACAGGUGAAACCUAUGAAAGAUGAAGUGUGUUUGUCCGAUCCUGAUAUUAUUGCAAUCAGUGAUCACCCCUUUCCGGAUGGAGGCAAAUCGCCAUUCGAGGCAACUAAUGACGGCAAAGUGAUAGAUCUUGAAGAUGGUAUUAAACCUGAUGAUAUAUUCAACUCUUGGUUUAGCAAGAAGCUAAUGGAAAUUCUCAGAAAUCCCUAUGAUGAAAAGGAGUUCUUGAGACUCUAUAAUGAGGCAUCACUCAAGAGACCGUUGACUAAGUCUAGGCAAUUACGAGAUGGAAGAGAGAUUGAAUAUAAUGAUCAACACAAGUUGGCACUUUCAUAUCUCGAAAAGUAUACAGAUUUCAACAAGAAGUAUCAUCGUUAUCAGAAGGAUCUUCCUAGAGCUUUGAACCUGUUGCGCGGGUUUUUCUUUUAUUUAGAGAACAUAGUUCUUGAAGGUGCAUUCAAACCCUGGCUGCAUGAAAAACGUUUGACAAAUCUGUGUGUUGAUGCUAGAGGGUGCAAAGAUAUGGUAGGCAACAAGUAAAGCGGCACCGCACUUCGCUUAAAGAACAUCUCAAGUGAAACUCAAGAAUCUACAAUAAAGUCUUGGAUGUGAAGCAAAACGAGAGAUCCUACAAGAUUUGUAUUUGCUAUCUCAAGGCUUCUUUAGGUUCAUCACUUUAUGGUAGUAGUAGUAGUUCUGUAGUUGUAAUUUAUGACUUCAUGUUACGUGCUGCAGAUCUUUGAAGUAAUUGCAGCUCUUGAUUUGUAAACUGUAGUAUAGCUUGGAAGCGAUCUUAUUAGAUAUUGGCCAAAAAGCCAAGAUUUCA